AUGUUGAAGCCAGACUUUGUUUUUCUGUCCGAAACUGUUAGCUCACAGUCUCAAUUGGAAGUUCUUCGAGUUCGUCUCGGUUUUUGUGGUAAGAUUGUUGUUGAGAAAAUUGGUCGUAGCGGUGGUCUCUGCCUAUUGUGGGGGGACUUCGUUGAUGUUGAGCUUAUCGAAUUCUCUAUGUUUCAUAUUGACGUGUUCAUCGAUGCUGUUGGUUCCCCUUCUUGGCGUUUUACGGGGUUGUAUGGUCAGCCUGAUGCUAUCCUUAGGAAGGAUUUCUGGCGUUUCUUGGGUAUGUUGGCUUCGUCUUAUGAAGGUCCUUGGUUGUGCGAGGGUGAUUUGAAUGAAAUUAUUGUUGCUAGUGAGAAAGAUGUUGCAGCGUCUAGGCCCAAUUACCUCAUGAGGAACUUCAAACAAGCUUUAUCUGAUUGUGAUCUUAUUGUUUUGGGUUUCUCGGGCCCGAAGUUUACUUGGUGUAAUCGGCACAAAGAUAGCACGUUCACUCAGGUACGUCUUGACCGCAUGCUUGGUAACCCGAAAUGGUUCGAUUUAUUCCCUAGUUUUUCUGUGUCCCAUCUUAGCUUUUGGGGUUCUGAUCAUCGACCUCUUCAUGUCCAAAUUAAUCAUACUAAUGAGGGCAUUAAGGGGCAUAUGUUACUUAAGUCUCGGUUUCAUUAUGAGACUGCUUGGGAGGAGGAUGAGGAAUGUGGGAAUAUUAUUUCUUUGGCUUGGAAUAGCGGUGUGGGGUAUAACUUUGAGACUUUGGCUACUAAAAUUGCUAAUGUUGCCACUAAUCUUGGUCGUUGGAACACCACUGUGUUUAAAAGGCAUCAUAAGGAUAUUAAGAAAAAACAAAAACAAUUAAAAAGUUUGGAUGCUUCUCUCUCUGUUGCUAAUUUGAAAGAUUAUGUGUCUCUUGAGAAGGAAUUGGAUGUGCCUCAUUACAAAGAAGAAAAAUAUUGGGCACCCCGCUCUAAGCAGAAUUGGCUCAUGCUGGAGUUCGGGCAAGAUAACCUCGCGGGUGUCUUUCAAGACUAUUUCCAGUCUAUUUUUGAGUCUGGUUCUCCUACUUGUGUUGAUAUGGAUCUUGUUCUUAAUGCUAUUGUUCCCAAGGUCACUUCUCGUAUGAACGAUCAACUGACUAGACGCUAUACUGGCGAGGAUGUGAGGAAGGCUCUUUUCCAAAAGAAUCCUUCUAAAAGUCCUGGCAAGGAUGGUAUGUCUGCAGGCUUCUAUCAGAAGUAUUGGGAUACUAUUGGUCCUGAAGUUAGCUCUGUUUGUCUCCGUUUUUUGAAUGAGGGUGGGCAUAUUAAAGCUGGUGUAGUAGUUCGUCGACAGGAGAAACCCAAGAUGCGUCUUCAGGUGGAAGAGCAGAAGUUGGGGUUCUGGGGAACAGGCGGCGGCGAAGAGUCAACAGAUGGCUAUUUGCCAAAAAUCUCGGUUAACACUACUCUUAUCACUCUUAUCCCGAAAAUCGAUGAUCCUAAACAUGCUUCGGAUUUUCGUCCUAUUAGUUUGUGUAACGUGCUUUACAAGAUUAUUGCAAAAUCUAUGACUAAUCGAUUACGUGAGAUUCUGGGUUCAGUAAUAUCUGAUGAGCAGAGUGCCUUCCUCCCUGGACGUCUUAUUACUGAUAAUUCCAUGAUUGACUUUGAGUGUGUUAACCAUCUGAAACGGCGUGUUAAAAGUAAAUUCGGUGCUUUUGCUCUCAAGCUUGACAUGUCUAAAGCCUAUGAUCGUGUUGAAUGGAGUUUUUUAUGUAGCCUUAUGAGGAAAUUGGGCAUUCAUGAGCAAUGGAUCAAUUUAGUUCUGGCUUGUAUUUCUUCGGUUGGCUAUGCUUUUAAUCUGAAUGGUGAAAUAUUGGGUAAAAUUAUUCCUAGCAGGGGUCUUCGACAAGGUGAUCCUUUGUCACCCUUUCUAUUUCUGAUCUGUGCUGAAGCAUCAGUGUUUGCUUGUCACCGUUUUAAGCAGCUUCUGAAUUGGUAUGGUAAGGCUUCUGGUCAACUUGUGAAUUUUUCUAAGUCUGCUAUGUGUUUUAGUUCUCAGAUUUCUUCUAGUGAUGCUGCUGACAUGGCCGCUAUUCUUGGUGUUCCUAUGGUUGCUUGCCAUGAGAAGUACCUUGGUCUUCCCUGUUAUGCUGGGCAGAGUAAGAAAGGUAUUUUUCAAUCCCUCAAAGACCGUAUUUGGAAUAAAUUGUUUAGCUGGAAAUCUCGGUCCUUCUCUGCUGCUGGGAAGGAGGUGCUUAUUAAAUCUGUCAUCCAGUCUAUCCCUGCUUAUUCUAUGAACUUGUUUAAGCUGCCUGCCAGUUUCAUUAAACAAAUGCAUCGACUCUGUGCUAGAUUCUGGUGGGGUGGUAAUGUGGAUAAACAGAAAUUACACUGGUGUGCUUGGGAGAGACUUUGUUGGCACAAGUCGGAUGGAGGAAUGGGGUUCAGAGAUCUUUCCUUGUUUAAUCAAGGUUUGUUAGCUAAGCAAGUCGUAAGACUUUAUUCUAUUCCGGAUUCUCUCGUUGCAAAGGUUAUGAAAGCACUCUAUUAUCCUACUUCCUCAGUGCUUACUGCCACUAGCUCAAAAAAAUCCUCUUUCAUCUGGAGAUCAAUUUUAUGGGGUAAAGAGCUUUUUCUCUCAAGGGCUAGGUGGCUUAUCAAAGAUGGAAAUAAUGUCUCUGUGUAUCAUGACCGCUGGAUCCCCCGCCUGAAUGGUGAUAGGUCUUGUUCGAAUCAUUUUCUUCCUGAAGAUGCAAUGGUCUCUAGCCUUCUUCUUCCUGAUGAUAAUUGGAACUCUGUUUUGAUCAGUGAGGCUUUUAAUUUGCAAGAGGCGACCGCUAUUCUCUCUAUCCCUCGCAAUCAUCUUCCUAUUACUGAUUGUGUUAUAUGGCAUUUUAAGUCUUUAGGUUUUUAUACUGUCAAAAGUGGAUAUUGGCAAGCCAUUCGUUUGUUGGGGAUAGGCCAGGCUUCAGGCUCUAAUGGAGCUUCGGUGAUAUGGACUAAAAUUUGGCAAUUAAAUAUUCCUGGGAAAGUGAGGCAAUUUUUGUUGAGAGGUGCGAAUAAUUGGCUACCUACCUUUUCUAACCUUUGCAAUCGAGGUAUUUCUGUUGAUUCCUUAUGCCUUUUUUGCCUAAAGGGCCCUGAGACUGCACUCCAUGCUUUAUGGAAUUAUGAUAGACUGAGUAACUUUAGACACACAGUUGGUAAUAUUAUACUUGUUCCUCCUUACACUAGAAUGGACAUUUAUGAGUUUUUGUUAAAUUGCUUAGAUUCUUUGUCUGUAACUGACUUUGGAAAACUCAUUAGCUUGGCAUUUCUAGAUCGUCACUUGAAUGCCAAUGGUGGCUCUUUCCCCGCCAGUGAGUCCUUGAGGGAUACUCCGAAAGUGCAUCGUUGGGAGAAACCUGUGGAGGGUGGUGUCAAAAUUAAUUGUGAUGCUGGCCUUGACCAUGUUGCGAAGAAGGCAGGAGCUGGGGCGGUAUUCCGUGACUUUCAUGGCAUGGUCCUUGCCUCUAGUACGUGGUCUUGGGAUCAUUUAUUGGACCCUACUAUUGUUGAAGCCUUGGCGGUUUAUCACAGUAUUUUGUUGUGCUCAAGACUUGGGUAUCUUACGGUGGUCAUUGAAUCUGAUUGUGCCAUUGUGGUCCGUGCAAUUAACAGUCACAAGAUCGAGCAUUCUUAUCUAGGAUAUAUUAUUAGGGAUAUUCUUGCUUAUUGUAAUUCUUUUCAUAGUAUCUCCUUUAAUUUUUGUCCUAGAAUGGCCAAUAGUGUUGCUCACUCCUUGGCUAAGUUUGCUUUAUCUCUUUCUGAUGAUUUUGUUUGGUGGCCUGGAUACCCCGAGUGUAUCAAUGUUGUAAUUCAGGAUGACAUUACUUGA
Molecule: messenger RNA, 3861 nt
Organism: Humulus lupulus (European hop)
Lineage: Eukaryota; Viridiplantae; Streptophyta; Magnoliopsida; Rosales; Cannabaceae
Exons: 6
Coding region: 1-3861 (1286 amino acids)
Molecular function (GO): nucleic acid binding; RNA-DNA hybrid ribonuclease activity
Source: RefSeq, a predicted model, not a curated record